Porites evermanni is the source of this 402-nucleotide messenger RNA. NCBI's taxonomy places the organism in Eukaryota, Metazoa, Cnidaria, Anthozoa, Scleractinia, Poritidae. The record is from the annotation of a GenBank genome assembly.
AUGUCUGCUAUUUCUGUGUUGUGGACAAUAUUGUCUCUUAUUUUGCUCUUCACAUGCUCCUUGGCUUUCUUUUCUCCAUUUUGGCAUGAACACAUCCCUGAUCCUACAUCAGCAAACAACAGUGAAACUUUCAUAGCUUUUGGACUGCUAAGAUUUUGUUUGAAAGAACAAUUUGUUACAUUAGGUGACAUCAAUGAGUGGAGAGCGUCAAAGUAUUGUUCAUUCUACAAGGGGAUUUUUCCUGGAAUUCCUUCUGUGUUCUGGAAAGUAGCCACGAUCAUGUAUGCACUUGCUUUGGUAUUGCUGCUGGCAUGCUUAUUGUUAGCCCAUAUUUCCUGCUGCCGAAAGGUUAUUUGUGGAAAAUCAGUCUUUGGUAUUGCUGGAAUAAUUCAGGGCAUUGCA